ACCAGGUAGAUCUAGUCCCUCCAAUGCCCUUACCCAUGAUUUUAUUUUCUUGCGAAAUCUGUUAAUUAGUUUUUUCUCUGCUGGUUGAUUUUUGUUGCUUGGUCGACAGUCAAUCGGAAGUUAAUUUACGUCUUGCAAGCUUGACCCAGCAUUUCUCACACAAUGGGUCCAACCACAUUCCUGUUCCUGUUGCCGUUCCUUGCCCACUUAGCCGAGGCGAAUGCGGGCGACAACGCGCAGGUACCACUUCAUGGUUUCGACCAAGCCGCUUGUCCAGAUUACGCAAGCUAUUCGAAAUAUAAGCAUCACCCAUACAGCAAUGGGCCCCUCAAAUUACCUUACCAGCGGCCCGAUCCGCGCUGUCGGACCUUCAACAACGAUGCCAUCGAGAAGGUCAUCAAGGAUGUCACCUCGCGGAUGAAGGACCCGGACAUGGCACGCCUUUUUGAGAACGCGUUCCCCUCGACGACGGACACGACGAUCAAGUUCCACACCGACGGCAAGACGAACCGUAGGAGCAAGGCCCACGACGAGGACGACGACUUCUUCGGCUUUGGCAGCGGCAGCCAAGGCGCUUGGGAGGGCCCUCAGUCCUUCAUCAUAACCGGCGACAUCAUCGCCGAGUGGCUGCGCGACAGCACGAACCAGCUGGCGCCUUAUCAACCCCUCGCCAAGAAGAAUCAGGCCGUCCGCACCCUCAUCCUGGGCGCCAUAAACACCCAGGCAGAGUACAUCAUCCAGAGCCCAUACUGCAACGCCUUCCAGCCCCCGCCCAUCGCCAAUCUGCCCAUCAGCCACAACGGGCAGGACGACACGGUGCACCCCAACUACGACCCCAACUUUGUCUUUGAGUGCAAGUAUGAGCUCGACAGCCUGGCUCAUUUCCUAGCCCUUGGAAACGACUUCUUUGAGAACACGGGGUCCACCGAGUUUAUCAACUCGCGCUGGCUGCUUGCCAUCAAAACCGUCCUCAGUGUGCUCGAUCAGCAGUCGAUGCCGACCUUCAACUCCAAAACUGGCCACUUUAGGCCCAACCAGUACACGUUCCAGCGCAGGACCACGCUCGGCACCGAGACGCUCAACCUACAAGGGGUGGGCAACCCGCUCGGGAACGGGACGGGCCUGGUUCGGUCCGCGUUCCGACCGAGCGACGACGCCAGCAUCCUUGGCUUCUUCAUCCCGGCCAACGCCAUGAUGGCCGUGGAGCUCGGGCGAGCGGCCAAGGCGCUAAAGGCUGCCGACAUGGGCGGCCAUACCGUCACCGCGUUGGUCGAGAGGUGGAGCAAGAGCAUCACCGAGGGUAUCUGGGAGCACGGCGUCGUCAAGCACAAGGUCUAUGGUGACGUGUUUGCGUACGAGGUGGAUGGUUUUGGCUCGACGAUCUUGAUGGACGACGCCAACUACCCAUCGCUGCUCGCUUUACCUGUGAUGGGAUUCGUUUCCAGGGACGACAAGACGUAUCAGAACACGCGAAAGAUGCUACUGUCGAAGCAGUCCAACCCUUACUACCUCGAGGGCAGGGAUUUCAGGGGUAUUGGAGGACCUCACAUUGGCCUCCAGAACGCCUGGCCUAUGAGUCUAUUGAUGCAAGCCCAGACUUCGGACGAUGAUGAUGAAAUCAACGAGUGUCUGCAGCUUGUUCUCAAGUCUGCUCUUCUCGGUCUUGUGCAUGAGAGUGUUGAUGUUAACCAAAUCACCUCGUACACAAGGAGCUGGUUUGCCUGGGCAAACGGGGUAUUUGCUGCCACCAUCCUAGACAUCGCCAAGAGGAAACCGUAUCUGAUUUUCACGGACGACGAACCCUAUGAGAUAUAAGUUGAACGCUUUUUUAUGUCCAAAUGUUUAUAAUGAAAACAUAGAUGUUUAUACAGGGCUCUUAUCACCCCAGGGGGGCUGAGGAUAUCAAACUGUUGCGUUGCGGAGAUCAAAUUGCACAAAUUUCCAUCCCAGGUGCCUAAUUGUAGAAGCGUAACUAGAUACCUCAACAUCUCGGUGACUGAAAGAGAUCAAAGGGAAUGGAAUUGGACCAGG
This is a messenger RNA of Pyricularia grisea, 2031 nucleotides long. RefSeq lists its product as uncharacterized. The record is from RefSeq and is a predicted model, not a curated record. The coding region runs from base 163 to 1815 and encodes 550 amino acids. Lineage: Eukaryota; Fungi; Ascomycota; Sordariomycetes; Magnaporthales; Pyriculariaceae. Gene Ontology annotation, biological process: carbohydrate metabolic process. The transcript is spliced from 4 exons.